AUCUUCAGCCAUAUUCGGCCGACGGAAACCUGGAAGUACAAACAGAGAAAAUGGCGCCCAAGGGGAAGAGCGGCUCUGGCAAAGGAGGGAAAGGGGGAGCAGCAGCUUCUGGGAGUGAGGGUGCUGCUAAGAAGGCCCAGGGUCCCAAAGGUGGUGGAAAUGCAGUCAAAGUCCGACAUAUUCUGUGUGAAAAGCAUGGCAGAAUCAUGGAGGCCAUGGAAAUGCUGAAGUCUGGAGUGAGAUUCAAUGAAGUUGCCUCUCAGUACAGUGAAGAUAAAGCCAGGCAGGGGGGAGAUUUGGGCUGGAUGACCAGAGGUUCCAUGGUAGGCCCAUUCCAAGAAGCAGCCUUUGCCUUGCCUGUCAGUGGCCUAGACAAGCCUGUGUACACAGAUCCUCCAGUGAAAACCAAAUUUGGGUACCAUAUUAUCAUGGUCGAAGGGAGAAAAUAAACUCAUCCAUUUUUUUAUGA
Molecule: messenger RNA, 469 nt
Organism: Gracilinanus agilis (Agile Gracile Mouse Opossum)
Lineage: Eukaryota; Metazoa; Chordata; Mammalia; Didelphimorphia; Didelphidae
Gene: PIN4
Product: peptidylprolyl cis/trans isomerase, NIMA-interacting 4
Exons: 4
Coding region: 51-449 (132 amino acids)
Biological process (GO): rRNA processing
Molecular function (GO): DNA binding; peptidyl-prolyl cis-trans isomerase activity
Source: RefSeq, a predicted model, not a curated record